AACGACACACCUCCUGUGGACAUGAGAGAGCAUGACUGCGUGUUUGUGUCUGUGUGACAGUGAGAGAGGCUGAUCGAGAGAUAAGUGAAAGACAAGAGUGAGGGAACUAGAGAAAGAGGCGCCAAGGGUGGGCGUUCCUGCUGUGUGCCUGGCCUCAUAUAACUGGACAGAGGGGAAAACAAGACAGUCCGUCUUUAUCUUACAAGCUCAAAGGAGGAUUGUGUUGUGUCUGGCAGCUUACUAAGGUAGUCAGGUGCACUUGCUUUCGGCACUUGGUUGUAUGACUGGAAGAAAGAAGGCAAAGAACACAGACCUGGACCUCCUCAAGUUGAUACAUUUUUAUUUUUGACUUGGCAGUGUGUGGACAGCUGCUGGAUUACGGCCUACGUCUUGUCUUGAUUCUUCAUGCAUUCUUUGAUGUCCUUUUGCUCCGCGACACACAUGCUUCCAAGGACAGACUAAAGAGAGGAACGGAAAACGAUCUGAACAUUUGUUUUCUUUUAUCUGUGUCCUUUGUGAAAUUAAGUUUACUCAAGUCGGCACUUUUGGGCUUUGAUCUCAUUGGUCGGUGGCUUGCUUGCUUGCUGACCCGUUCCUAUUCCAUCAUGCAUUUUAAAAUGACAAAGUGCAACCGCUUCUGCCUGGUCGCUACGCUUGUGGACCAGGAGGUGUUCAACCAGCCUGAAGUGCGGGGUCGAUUCGAAGCCCUCUUCCUGGCGUUCGAUGCUGGCACCACAUUCCAGUUCUUCAAGAGUUUCCGGCGGGUGCGCAUCAACUUCACAGAGGCUUUGGCAGCGGCAGAGGCCAGAGACAAGCUCCACAAGAGUGACUUCAACGGCAAAGAGAUGCGCCUGUACUUCGCUCAGUCGGUGCACAUUGGCAGCCCCAGUCUGCAGCCUCCUAAGCCAGAGAAGCAGUUCCUCAUCUCCCCCCCGGCGUCUCCUCCAGUGGGAUGGCAGCAGACUCCUGACGCCCAGCCUCUCAUCAACUACGACCUGCUCUCCGCUGUCUCCAAACUGGGUCCAGGGGAGAAGUACGAGCUCCAUACGGGCACCCCCACCACCCCCAGCGUGAUCGUGCACGUGUGCGAGGGGGGCGACAGCUCCGAGGGCGAGGGGGACGCGGGCGACGCGGCAGCGGAGGCAGGCAAACGCCCGCGCCCCAAAAUCAUCCAGACCCGCCGUCCAGACUACACCCCCACCGUCACAGAGUGAGCACACUCCACAGCCGGAGCGCAGAGUCCAGGCAUCCAUUUUUUUCUUUUUUUUUGUGUUGGGGGACAAACACCAACAGCAGCAUCGACAGCUGUGGUGGCAGUUGAGUUGGGGGGACAGCUGCUGUGUUUUGUCAUCCCUAACAGCAGAGGGUGCUGAAGUGCGAGAAGCGGUGUUCACUAACACACACGUCACAGCAACGACGCCUGCCUGCAGCACCUCAUCUCAAUUGAUUUAUUUUCCCUCUCUUUGCUCCAUUGCCCUCUAGAGUACACAGAGGAGGGAGGACAUACAUCGCGUAUGCGAUAUGGUCAGAACAUGUCACAGCAUAACUGUUUAUUGUUUUUGUUUUUGUUUUUUUUAAACCCACCGAAGAUGUUUGUCAUUUUCUUGUGUAUGUUCUGUUUGUUUUUCAGGACAACAGUGAGAGGGUGGGAGUGGGUAGUUUGCUGACUUUUGAUGGCUGUCAGUUUUGAGGCGGUUGGGUGGCAGGGUAACAGUGUCAAAGCCUCUCUUCUACGUAUGCUCAUAAACAGCUCUGUACCCUGACAAGUGAAGGGGCUGUGGUGUAAAAUACUAUGUCUUUGUGUUCAGUGGAUGAUUGUCCUUUGCAAUGUACGGCCUCUUGUGGUUUUGGUCAGAGGCUUGCUGUAUUUACCACUAUGGUCUUUGUUGUUGUCUGUAAUAUAAAAAAGGAGAAUAAGAUAAAGAAGAAGAAUAUAACUUAAACAAACGGGAAAAAAGUUUUAUCAUCUCUGACUCAACGUAGCUCUGUGUUGUCGUCUCCGGAAAAAAAACAAAAACAACAUGGGGCGUGUGUGUGAGUGGUUUUGUCUUGUCGAGAUCACUGCAGACGUGUGAGUGUGAGUCUAAAAAAGCAUGGUGCACUUUAAGAGGGAAGCCUUAACCUAUACUUUGCUACUUAGACAGCUCGAUAUAGCUAGACCUGCGCACAAAUUAGCCUAGAUAAGAGACGAGUAGGAUAGAGUAGGUGACUCUCCGAGAAGACCAUACCAAACCUGGCAGGAGCUUCUAUAGUAUACUUGACAAUGACGACGACGACGACGAUGUGUUCAUUUACACCAAGAGGAUUUCAUUUUAAAUAAUAACAUAAAUAGCCUAUGCGGCAAGAACAGCAUUAUGUAGCUCUUUUUUUUUGAUGUGCUAGACAAAUCUCCAUUUUGAAUAACGGUAUCUUGCUUGUAAGCUUAUGGGUUUUGACCUAAAUAAAAUAAAUCUAC
This is a messenger RNA of Engraulis encrasicolus (European anchovy), 2455 nucleotides long. RefSeq names its product calcipressin-1-like. The record is from RefSeq and is a predicted model, not a curated record. Gene Ontology annotation, molecular function: nucleic acid binding; calcium-dependent protein serine/threonine phosphatase regulator activity. Gene Ontology annotation, cellular component: cytoplasm; nucleus. Gene Ontology annotation, biological process: calcium-mediated signaling. Bases 606 to 1214 code for a protein of 202 amino acids. NCBI's taxonomy places the organism in Eukaryota, Metazoa, Chordata, Actinopteri, Clupeiformes, Engraulidae. The transcript has 4 exons.